UUAUUUUUAAUUCAUAACGUAAAAUCAUCAUUUUAYGUUUGAUGAAAUCCUUAGAGAAGUGAGUUAAACAUUCAUGAGCAUGUAGUUGGGAUGGAUGAGUGAGAUGCAAGCUUUUUGUUUAYGUUUAUUUGGAAUGUAACAUGAUUUUGGAAGUUGGCUGAAGCGCAAAUCAAUCAAUCUACUCCCGGGGUCUACUAUGAGAAGAACAAAAAAAGCCGAAGGACAUCAGAUCUGUGCUAAUUUGCUGUCAGAUGGAGCAAUUCUUGACAUUAUAAAAUCAUUUAGAAGACUCGUGGAAUCAAGCUAUGGACCCCAUGGAAGGUUAUUUUUGAUAUUGUUUCAAGAUUCUCGUUUCAUGGCUAUAGUUUUAUUAAUAUUUAUAUCAUCAUUGUCACAAUUUCAGGCUUUUCUUCAGUCAGUGCCAUCCCCUCAUGACUCAUACCGUACACAAUCUUUGAAGCCAAUUCAGUUUCUUACUUGCGAAGGACGUCCUGUCUCUCAUACAAAGAUCAUCAAUGGUGUCCUAAUUGAAGCCCCAGAACUGCCAACAUACAAUCUUAACACUGCAGUGAGAAAUCUUAAGGUGGCUCUCUACAAUGUUUCCAUGGCAGGAGAUACUGAUGAAUGGAUUGAAGGAGUGACGCCGGUUGCUAUGGUUGGUUUACCACAAGAUGAUUUAAGCAAGGGCGUAUUAGAGUUGAUAAAGGGCGUGGCUUUGAUGCUUGUGAAAGAAGGUGUUGGUCUUGUUGCUUGUCAAAAAGUUAUUCAUCCUGCUUUGAAAACAUUUUUCAGAGAAAAGGGCAUAUACGUCAUGGAUCGUCUAUCUGUGUUACAUAUUGGUUCUGUUCAGAGACUGACAGGAGCUACGAUCUUGAGUACAUUUACCAGCGAAAUCCCUAGUAGAUGGUUUGGUCGUGUUGGUAGUAUUGAGCAUACUGUUAUCAAUAAUAAAAGUUACCUCCACCUUUUGCCAGACACUAGGGUGUUUUUGUCGUCUCAAUCGUCGAAAUCAGAAUCAGUGUUGAAGCAUUCGCCGUCACCUACAGAACUAACAUUGAAUUCUCCAUCAUCACAGUCACUCAAACCAGUAACACCAUCAUCGCUAUCACAACCAGUACAGCUACCGUCAUUGCCAUCUCUUCAAACGCAUUUACCAACAUUUUCAUCAUCAUCAUCGUCAUCACCACGGGCAGCGUCUUCAUCACGUGACCCAUCAUCACCAAUGUCCCGACAUUCAUUGCGAUCACAACCACCAACACCAUUAUCUCCGCAAUCUUCACCCAACCCGUCACUAAGACAACCGUCGUCACCGUCACAAAACCAGAAUCAACAACCAGCAAAUUCACCACCGCCAUCUUGUCCUGUGACUACCAUGAUUCUUUGCGCACCUGACGAAACCUGCGUGAACGAGCUCAAGAUAGUAUGCCAGUCUGUUAUAAGUAUUCUACAGGGUAUCGUGUCCAGUCCAUACGUGGUUCCUGGAGGUGGGUGUCUCGACACCCAUCUAGCUUGGUUCGUACGAUCCACUGCCCGAAUCUCUGAUGAUUCCUGUUUGGAAAGAUUGGGUUGCACAAGAGCACAAUAYAUCAUCAUUAUGGACAGCGUCGCGAGUUGCUUGGAAGCUGUUGCCAGGUGCCUUGAUCACGAUGGAGGCGACCACGUGGUUGAUUCAGCCAAUCAUCACCACUGGAUACUUGCCCCGGGGGAUCAGCCAAGUUAUUCAGCUAUCCCAUCAUGCAUUUGUGGACUUGUGUCACGUGAUCACUGUGAAAACUGGUGCAUGUUGGGUAACGAUGACUGCUAUCACGUGAAAGAACACUCCUCAGUGAUUGGCGGCGAAAUGUGUUUCCAAGWCAACAUUCUUGAUUUACACUUAGCUAAAGUGACUUUACUCCAAGCUGCUUUCGAGACUGCAAGUGUUAUAUUGAGGGUAAAGCAUUUCGUCUCCGAUUGAACAGACUUUCCGAAAUCGUAAAUUUCUUAUGUGACCGGCCGGUCGAUGCGGAUUGAUAUACGGUGAGGGUAUGUGACAUCGUGCUAGGAAAUAGCAAGGAACUCAUUUCCAGAACGCGCAAAUUUGAUUGACAGGAAUAUUUUACGUGWCAUUGAUGAAACAAAGACUUUAAUUAAAAAUAAUGAACUAUAAAUACGUCAUGUGAAGU
Messenger RNA from Exaiptasia diaphana, 2162 nucleotides. RefSeq names its product McKusick-Kaufman/Bardet-Biedl syndromes putative chaperonin. The transcript is spliced from 6 exons. NCBI's taxonomy places the organism in Eukaryota, Metazoa, Cnidaria, Anthozoa, Actiniaria, Aiptasiidae. Gene Ontology annotation, biological process: intracellular transport; chaperone-mediated protein complex assembly; protein folding. The record is from RefSeq and is a predicted model, not a curated record. Gene Ontology annotation, cellular component: nucleus; cytoplasm; kinociliary basal body. The coding region runs from base 197 to 1954 and encodes 585 amino acids. Gene Ontology annotation, molecular function: ATP binding.